Molecule: messenger RNA, 1080 nt
Organism: Acanthopagrus latus (yellowfin seabream)
Lineage: Eukaryota; Metazoa; Chordata; Actinopteri; Spariformes; Sparidae
Gene: fxyd5
Product: FXYD domain containing ion transport regulator 5
Exons: 10
Coding region: 166-777 (203 amino acids)
Biological process (GO): regulation of sodium ion transmembrane transporter activity
Cellular component (GO): membrane
Molecular function (GO): sodium channel regulator activity
Source: RefSeq, a predicted model, not a curated record
GGAGGAGGAGGCCAUGUCAUGAGAGCAAGUGGGUGAAGCGAGAGGCUGAGGCAGUUCAGGCAAUUGGAUGAGGAAGUGGUGCUGGUGCGCACACAUGGGUGUGGUUGGUUAGCAGUUAGCCCAUCAGCCACUCAGAAGUGACAUACAGAGGAAAAAGCAUCGUGGAUGGCGAGGCUGAAUCCGUGGAGCCGGGCACCUGGCAGGAUGGACGCGAAGAUCUGUUUGGUUUCCCUGACCUUUGUCCUGUCUGUCAUGCUACAAGUGUCAAGGGCUCAGACUCCCACACUUGCAAACCCAGCAACAGGGCCCACUUCUGCAACUCCCACUGGAAGGACAGUUGCAGGCAGAGUCACCAGAGAUGCUGACUCCUCCCCUGAAAUUUCCCGCGUUGAGCUAACCACAGCCAAGCAGAACGGCACCGUCAAACCAGGCAGUGUCAUCACCACACCAUCAGCAGUGACUUCAGAAGCUCCCAAAGAAGCAACAACAAAGAUGGAGACAAAGCUCACACCUACAACAGCAUCCACUGUGACAUCCUCCCCAUCCACAACUACGAAAACCGCCCAAGAAGGUACAGGUUCCAAUUUUGCCCGGGAUGUGGGAAGGGGAGACGACGCAUUCACCUAUGAUUACAAGUCCCUGCGCCAAGCCGGACUGUCCAUUGCAGCAGUUCUUUUCAUCCUGGGCAUCAUGGUCAUCGGAUGUGGCAGAGUCUGCCGGCUGCCCAAGUGUCACAAGAAGUCAUCUCGGUCAUAUCACGUAGUCCCGACAUCAUGAGAAGAGAGAACAGAGGGUGUACACUGAUAAAACUACAGAGCUGCAAGAAACCAACCAGGAGUCGAUCAAGGGAAAAACACUCGCCCAUCACCUGGCAGUCUGUGUUUGUACAUGUGGACUGACUGACUGUAUGCUGCUUAGUAACAGUGUCAAAACAAGAAUCAUGCUGACAAGUGAAAAUCAUCGGCUUAAUCUCUGUCAAAUGUUGUUUCUAUACUUGGAAAAACCCGCACUAAAAAAGUUAAACGAUUAUUUAUCCUGGCAAAUAAUAAAGAGAUGACUCAUGUUUUAAUCACACCUUCA